Messenger RNA from Diaporthe citri, 1188 nucleotides. RefSeq lists its product as uncharacterized. The transcript is spliced from 4 exons. Gene Ontology annotation, molecular function: zinc ion binding; DNA binding. Lineage: Eukaryota; Fungi; Ascomycota; Sordariomycetes; Diaporthales; Diaporthaceae. The record is from RefSeq and is a predicted model, not a curated record. The coding region runs from base 1 to 1188 and encodes 395 amino acids. Gene Ontology annotation, biological process: DNA-templated transcription.
AUGGCUGUGCAGCUCAGUGCCCACCUCGGGCUACACCUUGAUGUGAUAGAAGAAUACCGCAACGGAAUGCUGAGUCAAAGGGACUUCGACGUUCGAAGAACUACUUUCUGGGGUUUCUUCAUCCAUGACAACAUGUGGGGCAUGUAUGUGGGAAGACCGUGGGGCAUUAGCAUACGCGACAUCUCCGUCUUACGGCCUAUGAAGGAGCUUGACGAUAUCAGGCGCAAUAUAUGGAAACCAUAUCCACCCAUCAACCCCCAAGCCCAGCUUCCUAAUGGGGGACUUCUGGAUCUGCUGGACUCUUGUACAGACGCCAACAUCACCUUGUGUGAAUUUAUGAGACGGAUAAAUAGGACACUAUACGCUGGAAGACAAGUAGGACUCGACGAUCUAGUCCGAUUCUUACGAGAAAUGCGGCAGGAAUUUGAGUCCUGGAAAGACGGUCUUCAUCCCCAGUUGCGCAUUAAUACACUGAACACAGAGUCACUCUAUCUUCCACACGUGAUACAAUUACACAUGCAGUUCUACGCCGUGCUGAUAUUCCUCCUGCGGCCCUACUUCUCUCGCGACCUCCUGCGUCUUACCCAGGCGAUGCCAUCCCAAGAUGACCGCAUAGCUGUGGCUUCAGUGCGUGCUGAGUGCAUCUCGGCCGCGCACAAUAUGGCGGACGCCCUGCGAUGCUACCGAAAGCAGUACUCACUCAAGUACACAAAUGUACAAAUCGUGUAUCUGAUUUUCACGGCGUCAUUAAUCCACGUCUACAACGCAUGCACUUCAAAUUGCAGCCCGCAGGAGUCACAGGAAGCACUCGACGAUCUACAGUUCUGCUGUCAGUCACUCGGUGAAAUUGGCGAGUGCUAUAGAAAUGCCACCCGAGCGCUGGACGUCGUCAUACUCGUCAAACGAGGGUGGCAGAAACUUGCAGCAAAUCGCACCGUGGCCAACAGCCAAAAGAGGGGGAGGAUGACGGGGCAAGGCCCUGGUGACCAUGGCGAAAGCGGUAGCUCGAGACUGGCCAGGAGACGGGCUUCACUGUUAGUUUUUGACCCCUCCAAUCCGCCGAGAUUUACCACGCCUACCAAUCUUGAGACGUUCAGGACGACCGCGGACAAUAACACAUCGUUGGGCAACUUUCCGAGAGAGGGUGGUGAUAUGUACGACGCUUGGCAUCUCCUCAAUUGGGCGUAA